Molecule: messenger RNA, 665 nt
Organism: Cyprinus carpio (common carp)
Lineage: Eukaryota; Metazoa; Chordata; Actinopteri; Cypriniformes; Cyprinidae
Product: transmembrane protein 50A
Exons: 5
Biological process (GO): protein targeting to vacuole; late endosome to vacuole transport via multivesicular body sorting pathway
Source: RefSeq, a predicted model, not a curated record
GCUUAACCUUUAGUGAGUGCACGUAUUGGUUGAUGGGAAGUGAGGCGGAGCGCACUGCGCAUGCGCGACUCCGAGCCACUGACUGAGACGGAAGACUGCGGAGUGUCUCCGCUUACUGCGAACCGCGAGAAAACCUCAAGAAAAGUGCAGGAAAACCAGCAGAACCUCUCAAAAGAAGCAUCUCUGAAGGGUCAGGUCAGGUCAGAAGCAUGUCAGGGUUUCUGGACGGGAUCAGAUGUGGUGAUUGCGAGUGUAAUGUGGACUGGGGUGAGAAGAGAAACACCAUCGCCUCCAUCGCAGCUGGAGUUCUGUUUUUCACAGGCUGGUGGAUCAUCAUCGAUGCGGCAAUAAUGUACCCUAAAGAGGAACAGUUCCACCACGCAUAUCAUACCUGUGGGGUUAUAGCAACUAUAGCCUUCCUCAUGAUCAAUGCGGUGUCAAAUGGCCAGGUGAGGGGCGACAGCUACAGCGACGGCUGCUUGGGACAGACAGGUGCCAGAGUUUGGCUCUUCAUCGGCUUCAUGCUGGCGUUCGGGUCUCUCAUCGCCUCUAUGUGGAUUCUGUUCGGUGGUUACUGAUUUAGCCUUUUAUAGAAAAAGAUCAUUCAUGUUUCUAUCAGUAUACAUUCACUCAUUUUUCUAUCAUCAUACAUUAUCAUAUAUUAA